CCCUGCUGCUAUCUAUAGCCAGUGCUAUUCUUAUAGCUGCGAACAGCAACGCAAACAGUAGAUGCCCAGUGGAGUGAAUCUGCAUUAGUCAGAGCAGACAGUUUCUCAGGUUUCUCAGUUAUCUGACCGAAAGAGCACAAUGUAAACUGAUUUUAUCUCCUGGUUUCGUACUCUGAUAAAUUCUAGUGGUAUGUCAUUUUACUUUCCAAUAAUUGAGAUGAAAAAAUAAUGCUUGAUGGGGCAGAGCAGGUGUUCGGAGGGCGAAUCGGAGGAGCCUGAUCGCAAACCAGGGCUGGAUCCAGAGAUGGAAAACCAGAAAGUGAGAGUGGGGGAGAGUGUUUUCUCGGUCGACAGGGCUCUGCUGACAAGGAACUGUGAGUACUUCCGAGCUCUUUUCCAAUCGGGAAUGAGAGAAUGCCAACAGGAGGAAAUUCAUGUAAAGGGCCUGCGUGCCCGUGGGUUCCUGGUCACCCUCAGCGUCCUCAAUGGUGAGCGACCCAUUCUGAAUGGUGAAGAAAUCAUUGAGGCCAUAGAAUGCGCUGCAUUUCUUCAGGUGGAUGCUCUUACAAAGCAUCUUAUAAAUAUAAUUCAUUCUGAUAACUGCUUGCUCAUGUACCACACAGCGGCCACCUAUGGCCUGUGGGAGCUUUACCACAGUGCUGCUCUGUUCAUCCGAGACAUGUACCGUGAUCUGGAAGAAGAUGCAAGAUGUUUGCCUGAUGAACUAUUACAGUAUGUGGAAUCUCUGGUCCCCAGUACGUAUGUGACAGUUGGAACACACUCUCCAACUAUCAAAUUGUUACAAGACUUCCAAAGGACGGUUUGUUACUUGGAUGAAGAUGAGAAGGAGUGGAAAGUUUUGACUGAUUUACCGGUUGAUGCUAGCACGACCAUGGCUGGGGUGACGGUCCUUAACAACAAAUUAUACAUUGUUGGAGGUGUCCGUGAUGUGACCAAUCAAGUGGUGGAACCCUGCUUCUGCUACGACCCUGUGAUUGACACCUGGAGCACUUUUGUGAGCCCCCAGCAGCUACGAUAUAACUUUACAUUGGUGGGACAUGAGGAUUACCUUUAUGCCAUUGGUGGAGAAUACGAGAGAACCACCAUGUCAUCGGUGGAAAGGUACAAACUCUCGACUUGCACCUGGUCCUUUGUGUCUCAUCUACCUCGGCCAGCGGCCGGUGCGGCAUGCACCAAGGCCAUGAGCAGGAUAUUUGUGUGUCUGUGGAGGCCAAUGGACACCACGGAUAUUUACGAGUAUGUUCCUUCUGAAGACAGAUGGGUGCACAUCACGGCAUUGAUACGCCAGCACAGCUACGGUCACUGCAUGGUGGCACAUAGGGACAACCUAUACGUAAUGCGAAACGGACCCUGCGACGACUUCCUGAGAUGCAUGAUGGACUGCUACAACCUCACCACGGGGCAGUGGACAGCCAUGCCCGGCCUGUAUGAAAACAGCGAAGGUGCUCUCUUUACUGCUGUCGUGAGAGGCGACUCUGUGUUCACCGUUAAACGCAAGAUGACGCUGGAGUAUACAAUUGAGGACAAGAAAAAAUGGAAACCAAAGAAAGAGAUGAAUGGCUUUCCCAGAAUUGGCUCCAUGUGGACAUUUUUACUGAGGCUGCCGAAGAUGGGCAAACUGCCACGGGGUCAAGGAGUCCUGAAUGGGUAUGAGCAGAAUUUAGAGAACAAUGUGUAUCACCAAAAAUCACCCCCUUCACAAUGUACUGAUUGAUAUUGGAAAUAAUUGAUAUCAUGACUUCAUAAGAUGGUAUAAAUAUUAAACAAAAGGAAAAAAUUUUUUGCUGUCUAGAUCCUUUGCAUCAGAUGAGCUUUGAUUGUUUGUGUCACGCCACUGAAAAUUGCUGGUCAUAAAUUAGUGACAGAGCCAAAGCUGAGACUUGAAUCCUGCAACAAAUUCGAAGUCCUCAAGUUUUGCCCCUUUAAAUGAGUGAGGUCCCACAAUAACAUUACAUCUGUAUCAGACUGCUUGAGAACACUCAUGUUUCCGCUUAUUUACUUUAUUCAUAUUCGGAUAGCACUGCAAUCACUUCCCAGAACACUUUAGAAUGAAUCCAUACAAGGCCUUUUUCCUAAAAACUACCAUACCCAUGAUCCAUUAAUGACAGGAAUUUUAGAUUACAUCUUGCUUUUCGGGAACUGUCCCCUGGGAGUUCAAGGGUAUGCUAAAUAAACAAUAAACGUUUUUUCCACUGUUGUUAGAUAAAACUGGUAGAUUGUGCAAGAAAAUGUAUGCAGUGGACAUUUUUUUAUUGUCAUCAAAGAAAUUACAUCCGUGCAGCCUUGUUCCAAGAAAAACAAAUAAAUAAAUAAAUAAAAUGAAGGGCUCUGAUACCUAGUGUUAUUAUUCUUUUCAGAGCCAGAUGACUUGCCAGUAGUCAAGAUUUAAUGUACAGUGUUCUGGAGGUGUGAAAUUGUGAAGGGUUUUAACACACUUGUUUUUUAACCAGCCGCAUUGAAAAUUAAAACAUUCCUAUGCAAUAUUAAAGCUCCAUUUUUCUUAACACUGCGCAUAAUA
Anguilla rostrata (American eel) is the source of this 2539-nucleotide messenger RNA. It is a transcript of the gene kbtbd13a, whose product is annotated as kelch repeat and BTB domain containing 13a. The record is from RefSeq and is a predicted model, not a curated record. The transcript has a single exon. NCBI's taxonomy places the organism in Eukaryota, Metazoa, Chordata, Actinopteri, Anguilliformes, Anguillidae. Gene Ontology annotation, molecular function: protein binding. Bases 236 to 1735 code for a protein of 499 amino acids.